AUGAGCACGAGGCUGGCCGUUAUCCGCACCGCUGCGAGACCAUGCCAACCACACCAGCUCCGACAUCUUGGCCAACUCCCUGCCUGCAGACUGCAGCAGCAGCAGCAGUCCGGGGUGGUGGCGCCUCACCCCUCCCCCCCGGCCACACGGACACUCUCGUCUUCGUCGACGUCCUCGACGGUUGUGCCGCCGCGUCGUCGUCGAGCCACACCGGCGCCUGACCUUGAGAGGCUGCGACGACAACCUGCCAAGGUCAUCCCCGACUACCUCACGCCCAUGCCCUCGCACCUCCUGACGACCAUGCUGGACGACCUGGAGGCCUGCGGCGGCGGAAGCGGCGACAACGCUGUCGCCGCGGACACGUCACAGGACGACGCCGUCCUCGCCGCGGACCACCACCCCCCCUCUCCAUCAUCUCGGGGACCUCCCCUCCCCAAAGAGCGGUCGGGGCCCUCGUCGCCGAUUGUCCAAUCGCCGGCCCUCGCCCUGCCCCAGGGUCAUCACCUGGUCUACUUCCCCAUACAGGCCGCCCCGUCACGCCUCGCGCCCGACGGUGCCGACCUGGACCACUCGCCCGGCCUUCACUACUCGCGUCGCCUCUGGGCGGGCGGCGAGGUAACGUUUCGCGGCGCUGGUGGCCUCGUCCUCGACGGCCGGCCCUGGACCUGCACGGAAACGAUUGGCGACGUGAGGGUCAAGGCGGACGCGAGCCGGGAACUCGCGGAAAUCGGCGGAAACGAAAAGGUCUUUGUCGAUGUGUGGCGCAGAUACGCGCUGGACCAUCAUCACCCCGGCCUGGAGAAGACUCCGCUGCCGUGGUCGAUCGAGGAGCGCCGGACACUCGUCUUCAUGGAUCCAGGCGAUAACCCCGUACCACCACCCCAGACCGGGGCGAAGGUGGUCAAGUACCCUCACGAGGCAGCGCACAGCGUCCGCGUCCUGCCGUCCGCGCGGCACCUCUUCCACUUCUCCGCGCUGACGUUCAACGCCCACGCCAUCCACCUGGAUCCGCAGUACGCCCGCUCCGUGGACGGCCACCGCGCGCCGCUCGUCCACGGGCCGCUCACCCUGGCGCUCAUGCUCCGGGUGCUGGCGGCGAGCGCCGGCCCGCGGCCCGUCGAGCGCCUCGUCUACCGCAACCACGCGCCGCUUUACGUCGACGAGCCCCUGACGGUCAAGGUGCGGCCUGUGCCGUCGCGAGGCGGCGGCGGCGGCGGUGCCGUGUGGGACGCGUGGGUGGAAGGGCCGGAUGGGGGGCUCGCCGUCAAGGGAACGGCGACCUUGGCGACAUAA
This is a messenger RNA of Cordyceps fumosorosea ARSEF 2679, 1293 nucleotides long. RefSeq lists its product as hypothetical. Lineage: Eukaryota; Fungi; Ascomycota; Sordariomycetes; Hypocreales; Cordycipitaceae. The record is from RefSeq and is a predicted model, not a curated record. Gene Ontology annotation, molecular function: (3R)-hydroxyacyl-[acyl-carrier-protein] dehydratase activity. The transcript has 2 exons. Gene Ontology annotation, cellular component: mitochondrion. The coding region runs from base 1 to 1293 and encodes 430 amino acids.